Mesocricetus auratus (golden hamster) is the source of this 402-nucleotide messenger RNA. Its product is annotated as mitochondrial import receptor subunit TOM20 homolog. Gene Ontology annotation, biological process: protein targeting. NCBI's taxonomy places the organism in Eukaryota, Metazoa, Chordata, Mammalia, Rodentia, Cricetidae. The transcript has a single exon. The coding region runs from base 1 to 402 and encodes 133 amino acids. Gene Ontology annotation, cellular component: mitochondrial outer membrane translocase complex. The record is from RefSeq and is a predicted model, not a curated record.
AUGUCCUCUUCCUCGGGUACUGCGUCUACUUCAAGUGACCCCAGCUUCAAGACCUGGCUUCAAGAUCGAAGAAAGAAACAGAAGCUUGCUAAGGAGAGAGCUUGGCUUUCCAGGUUGCCUAACUUAAAAGAUGCUGCAUACGUCCAGAAAUUCUUCCUUAAAGAGAUACAGUGUGGUGAAAGGUUAUUAGGAAGCAUGUGGCCAAAUCAAAUACUGUGUGUGGACAGCUUCAGCCGAUGCUGCAAGUGUUUACAGCUGAUGCUUCCACCAACUGUCCCAAUUGCUCUGACCAAGCUUCCAACAAUUAAUCAGAGAAUUGUAAUCGCUGAGAACUUGGCUGAAGAUGAUUCAAAUAAGCUGGUUAUCAACAAGAUAAGAUCUGUUAUCUGUUAUAUGAUUUAA